AUCCUCACCAAACAUCGACAACCACAACAAUGGCAUACGAAGGCAGAGUCGGAUCGCGCUUCGGGGGCGGAGGUGUCGCCUCGCACUCAGUAUCAAACCAAGAUAGACGCGAGCGUCUCCGAAAACUCGCGCUCGAGACCAUAGACCUUGAUAAAGAUCCCUACUUGUGAGCAGUCCCCUUCUCCGUGCUCUUUGCUUACAGAUCGUCCCAAAAACUAAUAAGCUCAACAGCUUCAAAAACCACGUCGGCUCCUUCGAAUGCCGUCUCUGCCUAACGGUCCACCAAAACGAUGGCUCCUACCUCGCCCACACCCAGGGUCGCAAGCACCAGACCAACCUCGCCCGUCGCGCCGCCCGUGAAGCCAAAGAGGGUCGAAACCUUGAUCCAAUAACCGGCCUGCCACAAGGGAUGAUCGGCCAGCAGCUCAUCGCGCCAAAAAAGCAUCUGAAAAUCGGCCGCCCCGGUUACAAGAUCACCAAGCUUCGGGACCCCGUUACCCGACAAUUGGGGUUGCUCUUCCAGUUGCAGUACCCCGAGAUUGGCACCGAGAUCAAACCCCGGUAUCGGUUUAUGAGCGCUUUCGAGCAGAGAGUUGAGGUCCCUGCUGAUAAGAAUUUUCAGUAUCUGCUGGUCGCUGCUGAGCCGUAUGAAACGGUUUCGUUCAAGUUGCAGGCUCGGGAGGUGGAUAGAAGUCCUGGGAAGUUCUGGACGCAUUUUGACUCGGAUAGUAAAGAGUUUUUCUUGCAGCUGUUUUUCAAGACGGAGAGGGAGGAGAGGUAUGCUGGUGUGCCAGGGUUGGCUCCGAGGGUGUGAGAUGCUUGACGGGGACGUUACGACCUUUCCAAUUCGUCGAUUCGAGGGGAGAUUGGCUGCGUGGCGAGCAAUCUCGAUGGGGUUCAUGGUUUGCUUCUCUAGUUUUUCUUUCUACUUUUUCGCGCAAAAAAGGGCACAUUCUGAUUUUCAGUUAGACGCUGAAGGUGGGAACCGACCCGGUAGUAAAUGUAAUGUACUAGUACACUGCUACAUCAAGGACAGAAAGGCAAGGGAGGCCUCCCAGCCUACCCUCCGUCCGAACUUCAUCUAAGAUAUGGCAAAACAAUAAAACUCCGAGUAAACCUUCG
This is a messenger RNA of Tuber aestivum (summer truffle), 1122 nucleotides long. The record is from the annotation of a GenBank genome assembly. NCBI's taxonomy places the organism in Eukaryota, Fungi, Ascomycota, Pezizomycetes, Pezizales, Tuberaceae.